This is a messenger RNA of Homalodisca vitripennis (glassy-winged sharpshooter), 623 nucleotides long. RefSeq lists its product as uncharacterized. The transcript is spliced from 2 exons. Bases 76 to 486 code for a protein of 136 amino acids. The record is from RefSeq and is a predicted model, not a curated record. Lineage: Eukaryota; Metazoa; Arthropoda; Insecta; Hemiptera; Cicadellidae.
ACUCGUAAUGUGUGGCCAGUGAGCGAGAAGGUAUCCAAGGAUGAACAGCAGUACCACCACCAGCCACUAGUAGACAUGGAGGUGUACCCUGGCAGUCCUCGCAAGUUGACCAAGGAGCCAGGGGAUCUCCAGCUGUCUCUUCCACCUGACCCCGGCACCACAAGAGUCUGCGUGAUCACCAGUGUGGUGGUAGACACUCCCAGUGUAGUCGUGUGCAGCGUGGAUGUGGAGCCGUGUACCGUCCUCAACAAGUCCAUCGUCAGCUCCGAAGUUGCUAGUAAUCCUUUGCCGAUAAAGGCAGAGGAAGAGUGCCCUGCAGAGCGACAGGAAGAGGACAAGAGUGACGUGGAAGAGACUGAGACCGAGACAGACGCAGACGUAAUGGACAGGAUAUGUCACGAUUUAGACUAUCUCUUGGGGGGUGUGAAAAAUUCAAGAGACGAUGCCGCAAUUCCGAACAUUCUGAUACAACAUACCAGCUUAUAGCCCCGGUCUUAACAGUCUACCAUUGUCUGUGUACAGCUGUAUAUACAUUCUGAUACAACAUACCAGCUUAUAGCCCCGGUCUUCACAGUCUACCAUUGUCUGUGUACAGCUGUAUAUACAUUCUGAUACAACAUACC